Molecule: messenger RNA, 1188 nt
Organism: Seminavis robusta
Lineage: Eukaryota; Bacillariophyta; Bacillariophyceae; Naviculales; Naviculaceae
Source: the annotation of a GenBank genome assembly
AUGCCCGCCCCUCUACUCGAUUUCGAUGAUGACGACUGGGUACAAGUCUCAGUUGAAGAAGCCAAGCUCGAUGGUGGGCCCAGUUCCAACCAUGGAGGUCUUAACGGCUCAACUACAUGUACUGUGCCUCAAGCUGGCAAUAAUGGCAUCACCCUGUCUGGAGCUGGAAUCAGCAACGUCACGAGCUUUGGUACCAUGGGCAAGGGAGAACGUAUUCUACGGUUGGGUAUGGAGGCUGUCCUGAUCGAUCACCUUGGAGAUCCAGGCUGUUUGACUCACUUCUGGUUUGGUGGGAACUUUCCUGGUGUAGAAAACACUCGGAUCAGAUACUAUGUCGAUGGAGAGGAAAACCCAUCCAUAGAUAUGGAACUCUACUUGGGUCAUGGAAUUGGAUUUGGUGACAACUCUCAUGUGCCAUGGAUCACCAAGCACAUUGGCAAAGUGGGAAGAAAGAAUGGAAUUCACAACAACUACCGAAUACCCUUUUCUUUCAGCAUUCGCGUGACAGCAGAACGAGUGUCCAAAACUUCAGAUGAGGUCGACAAAUCCAUAGAGCCAAUUUCACAGGAUGAGAAAGAUGACAAAACAGUACCUCCAUCGUGGUGGAUUAUUCGGGGCCUUACAGGAGGAUGGGUGUCGUUUGAUGGAAGGAUGCUACCCAGCUCGCCGCGUCUCCGACUCCACCUUGCAAAAUUGGAAAACUACACGGCAAAACCUCUCGAAGAAUUCAAUUUGUGCAACAUAGUUCCACCCGAUGACAUUGGCGGCUCUGGAGAAACAUCAAUAGGUGCCUUGUUUCAGGUAACCAUUGUGGCACAAUCGACAACACUUGCGUUUCUGGAGGCAUGUAUGAGGGCGUACCAUGCGAAACCGAGCAGAGAAGAUGACAGUGACACCCCCUUUAUGAUGUUGUCGUCGGGAUUGGAAGACUAUUUCCUUGGAACAUACUACUUUGACUCCGGUUCCUACCAAUCGGACAUUUCUGGGCUCACCCACUUUGAUCGAUCCAAUUCGAGCUUCUCCGCCUAUCGGUUUCAUGAUCAAGACCUUGUCUUGAUUCCUUCCACGGGCCUUCGACUGACUUGUCGGUGCGGAGAAACAGAACACGGAACCAAGGACAAGGGGGCUUACAUGCACCCGCAACCGACAACCUACACCACUUAUGUUUGGUACUAUCUAUGGGUGUAA